Messenger RNA from Nerophis lumbriciformis (worm pipefish), 3885 nucleotides. Lineage: Eukaryota; Metazoa; Chordata; Actinopteri; Syngnathiformes; Syngnathidae. The record is from RefSeq and is a predicted model, not a curated record.
AUGCAGAAAAGCGUGCGCUACAACGAGGGCCACGCCCUGUACCUGGCCCUGGUGGCCCGCAAGGAGGGCGCCAAGCGCGGCCUGGUCAGCAAGCGGAGUUCCGAGAACGUCCGCUGGACAGACAAGUUCUUCGCGCUUUACCAGAACCUCCUCUUCUACUUCGACAACCAACACAGCGCCAGGCCGUCAGGGAUGUACCUGCUGGAGGGAUGCACCUGCGAACGGGCCCCCGCGCCCCCCAAGGUGGCCUCUUCGCUCGCCGGCGGGAGCGGCGGCGGCGGUGGCAGGGACGCCCCCGAAAAGGAGCAGCACUACUUCCUGGUGCUUUUCGGCCACGACGGUCAGAAGCCUCUGGAGCUUCGCACGGACGAGGAAGCUGACCGCAACGAGUGGGUGGACUGCAUACAGCAGGCCAGCUACUCGGACGUCCUGGCGGAGCGCGAGAUCCUGAUGCAGAAGUACAUUCACCUGGUGCAGAUCACGGAGACGGAGAAGAUCGCCGCCAAUCAGCUGCGCGCGCAGCUGGAGGAGCAGGACGGUGAGAUCGAGAGGCUGAAGGCCGAGAUCGUGCUGCUCAACAGGAGCAAGGAGCGAACUCUGGCCGGCAACAGCGUCCUGGAUGAGGAGGACCCUGACAUCAAGAAGAUCAAGAAGGUGCAGAGCUUCAUGCGCGGCUGGCUGUGCCGGAGGAAAUGGAAGCUGAUCGUGCAGGACUACAUCUGCUCGCCGCACGCCGAGAGCAUGCGCAAGCGCAACCACAUCGUCUUCAACAUGGUGGAGGCCGAGAGCGAGUACGUCAACCAGCUGUCCGUCCUGGUCAACUGCUUCCUGCGACCGCUGCGCAUGGCCGCCAGCUCCAAGAAACCGCCCGUCAGCCACCACGACGUCAGCAGCAUCUUCCUCAACAGCGAGACCAUCAUGUUCCUGCACCAGAUCUUCCACCAGGGCCUCAACGCUCGUAUGGCCAACUGGCCCACCCUCGUCCUCGCGGACCUGUUCGACAUCCUCCUGCCCAUGUUGAACAUCUACCAGGAGUUUGUGCGCAACCACCAGUACAGCCUUCAGGUUCUGGCCAACUGCAAGCAAAACCGCGACUUUGACAAGCUCCUCAAGCAGUACGAGGCCAACGCCGCCUGCGAGGGACGCAUGCUGGAGACCUUCCUCACCUACCCCAUGUUCCAGAUUCCCCGCUACAUCAUCACUCUUCACGAGCUGCUGGCUCACACGCCGCACGAACACGUGGAGAGAAACAGUUUACAUUUUGCCAAGUCCAAGCUGGAAGAACUGUCAAAGAUGAUGCACGACGAGGUGAGCGACACGGAGAACAUCCGCAAAAACCUGGCCAUCGAGAGGAUGAUCGUGGAGGGCUGCGACAUCCUGCUGGACACCAGCCAGACUUUUGUCCGACAAGGUUCACUCAUCCAGUUGCCGUCCGGCGGCGAGCGCGGGAUGCUGAGCAAAGUGCGUCUGGGCUCGCUGUCUCUGCGCAAGGAAGGCGAGCGCCAAUGCUUCCUCUUCACCAAACACUUCCUCAUCUGCACCAGGACGUCCGGAGGGAAGCUGCACUUGCUCAAGCAAGGCGGCGCCUUGUCACUGAUGGAGUGCACGCUGAUCGAGGAAGCGGACACGGGCGACGAGGACUCGGUGGCGGGGCAAGGCCUCGGGCACUUGGAGUUCAAAAUGUUUGUGGAGCCUCCCGACGGGCAGGCCUUCUCGGUGGUUCUGCUGGCUCCUUCGCGCCAGGAGAAGGCGGCCUGGACCAGCGACAUCAGCCAGUGCAUCGACAACAUCCGCUGCAACGGACUGAUGACCAGCGUCUUUGAGGAGAACUCCAAAGUGUCGGUGCCACACAUGAUCAAGUCAGACGCCCGGCUGCACAAGGACGACGUGGACAUCUGCUUCAGCAAGACGCUCAACUCCUGCAAAGUUCCACAGAUCCGCUACGCCAGCGUGGAGCGGCUGUUGGAGCGCCUGACCGACCUGCGCUUCCUCUCCAUCGACUUCCUCAACACCUUCCUGCACACCUACCGCAUCUUCACCAGCGCCGCCGUCGUCAUCCGCAAGCUGGCGCACAUAUACAGGCAGCCUUUCACGUCCAUACCCGUCAGGAUCGAGCAGCACUCGUGCGACCGUCUGUCCGUCAUGUCUUUGUGUCCCGACUACACUCUGAAGAUCACUCAACUUGCUCUGGAUCAGUCCAAGUCCCUGGAGCUGUUCUUCGCCGCCAAUCAAGGUUCGUGGGGCGCCGAUCCGCUGAACAACAAAUCACCGCGCCUGUGUCGCAAGUUCUCUUCGCCGCCACCGCUGUCGCUGCCGUCGCGCACGUCCUCACCUGUCCACGGCCGCAAAUUGUCCCUCAGCUCACCCGUGCACGGCCCCAAAGCGGCGGAUCCGUGGUCCGCCUCGUCCUCGCCGCCGCCGUACGGCGCCAGGACGCUCUUUGGGUUCUCUUCCUCGCCACCGCCGAUUGCCAAGGCCCCCCCGGAUUUCGGUCAGGGGCCCAGCUCGCCCGAACUCAGCCCGGGAGUCGAGGAUGGCGGGGAACUGCCUCGCAUCGACGCUUUUUGCGGGAAAAUCAGGAGAAGCAUCCGCAGGGCUGUACUGGAGACAGUGUCUUUGGACAAAUUUAUUCCAGAAUCGCCCUCCGUCCACAGCGGCAACAGCUCAGGGGACGUGUCACCGUGCCGCUCACCAUCCACACCUAGACAUCUGCGCUACCGCCCGGCAGGAGCGUCAUCGUCAGAGAACUCCCGCUGUGCCGUGUCGCCAGCGUCCGCCUUCGCCAUCGCCACUGCCGCCGCCGGGCACAGCGGCUCCCAGAGUAAGUUUACCUCACCGGACAAGUUGUGCGACAAAGAGUUCAUCAUCCGCAGGGCCGCCACCAACAGAGUUCUCAACGUGCUGCGACAUUGGGUCUCCAAACACUCGCAGGACUUUGAGAGCAACAGCGAGCUGAAGGUGGGCGUAGUCAGCCUCCUGGAGGAAGUUCUGCGAGAUCCUGACCUUCUGCCACAGGAAAGGAAAGCCACCACCAAUAUUCUCAGCGCUCUCUGCCAAGAAGAACAAGACGACGCUCAGCUGAAGAUCGAGGACAUUCUACAAAUGAAGAGUUGCCCGCUUCUUCACUUCAUUGCGGCGGAGAGCCCGAAAGCCGAGUGUUUGGAGUCUCUGUCCGCGAUGGAGUUGGCCGAGCAGAUCACCUUACUGGACCACAUUGUAUUUAGGAGCAUUCCUUACGAGGAGUUCCUUGGUCAAGGUUGGAUGAAGGUGGAUAAAACGGAGAAGACACCUUACAUUAUGAAAACCAGUCAGCACUUUAACAACAUGAGCAACCUGGUGGCCUCGCAGAUCAUGAGACACAGCGACGCAGGCUCUCGGGCCGGCGCCAUCGAGAAGUGGCUGGCGGUGGCCGACAUCUGCCGCUGCCUCAACAACUACAACGGCGUCCUGGAAAUCACCUCAGCGCUCAACCGAAGCGCCGUCUACCGUCUGAAGAAGACCUGGGCCAAAGUCUGCAAACAGACAAAAGCGUUGAUGGAUCGCCUGCAGAGGACGGUCUCGUCCGAGGGACGCUUCAAAAACCUCCGAGAGACCUUGAAAAAUUGCAACCCACCAUGCGUGCCAUACCUGGGCAUGUACCUGACCGAUCUGGCCUUCAUUGAGGAGGGCACGCCCAACUUCACUGAGGAAGGCCUGGUCAACUUCUCCAAGAUGAGGAUGAUCUGUCACAUCAUUCGUGAGAUCCGACAAUUCCAGCAAGCGCCCUACAGGAUCGAGCAUCAGGCCAAGGUCACCCACUUCCUGCUAGACAAGACACAAGUGAUGGAUGAAGACACGCUGUACGAGCUCUCCCUACAGAUCGAGCCGCGCCUCCCGCCGGGCUAA